Messenger RNA from Meleagris gallopavo (turkey), 1445 nucleotides. It is a transcript of the gene THPO, whose product is annotated as thrombopoietin. Gene Ontology annotation, biological process: cell population proliferation; positive regulation of hematopoietic stem cell proliferation; thrombopoietin-mediated signaling pathway. NCBI's taxonomy places the organism in Eukaryota, Metazoa, Chordata, Aves, Galliformes, Phasianidae. The record is from RefSeq and is a predicted model, not a curated record. Gene Ontology annotation, cellular component: extracellular region. Gene Ontology annotation, molecular function: hormone activity; cytokine activity.
GCACAGAGCUGUCCCAGGGUGCCAGCAGGGUGCGUUUGCAGCCCGUCACGUCCGCAGAGCCGGGACACGGCCGUACGGGGAAGCCCAGCGGUGUUUGACCCCAGUGCUCACAGCUGCCGCCAAACCGUGCUGCACUGCGUCACCAGCGCUGUCCCCAUAGCCAGAAUGGGGCUGCCGGAACACACCAGGACCCCCCACCACUUGCAAGGACCACCUCUGUGCCACAGAUAGGCACGGCCACCGUUCCAAGCACCGAUAUCCCACUUGCAGAUCACUCACGCCCAGGGCGAGGGGCAGGUGAGCACCCGAGGACGCCCUUCCCGAUCCCGGAGCCAAGGGAGGAAGCGGCUGGAGGCAGGAAGCCGCCCCCAGGGCCCCCGGAGCACUUUUGCUCGAAGGUCAGCAGCAACACAACAGGAAAUCACGCUGCCUCGGCACGGCGGCCGGGCCAGAGCGCUGCGCCGUGCUGUGCUGCCCGAGGGGUGUUCCCAGCCCCCAGUCCUCCAUCCCGGCCCGGUGGCUCGCGGGGGGGGCCCGCGCCACAGCUGCCCUCCAUGGAAGGGGGACGGGAGCCGGGGAGCAGCCGCUGGCCCCAGGGCAGAGGAUGCAGGGCUGAAGCCCCCAGCAGAGCAUGGAGCUGAACAGACUACUGCUCCUCACAUCUUUCCUCCUGCAUGUCAAAGAGGGCCAUGCCAGGCCAAUGGGGCCGGUCUGCGACAAAAGACUGAUCCAGAAGUACAUCGGGGAGGCCAAGGACAUGGAGAAGAGAGCGCAGAGCGAGUGCCAGACGCUACCCGCACUCAGCUGCCCUGUGGUUCUGCCUUUGGUGGACUUCAACAUGCGACAGUGGAAAAACAAAUCGGAUGAGAUCAAGUGGCACGAGAUCCUGUGCAACCUGGUGCUGCUGGUGGGUGCUGUGACAGAGGCUCAGGGCCAGGUGAGCCAGGAAUGUGGAGCCAAUCAGCUGAGACAGCUCUAUCGACAUGCCAACUCCUUCCUCCUGCUCCUGCAGACCUUUGGCUGGGAGGAAGGGCCCCGGGAGCCAGGCUGCUCCCCAAGCUCCAUUGAGCAGACUCAAGUCACUGAGAUCUUCCUCACCUACCGACAGUUGGUGCAGGGCAAGCUGCGCUUCUUCUUCCACAACCUGGCUAAAGACUCGUGUGACUGAGAUUGGGGCACGCAAGGACCUCUGGCCCAGGGCCUGGUGAAGCUGUACACAGGAUUCAACUGAUAAGAGGUCAGAGCAAUCCCAUAGGACAAUGAGCUGUGCUCUGGGUGCCCAUGAAGGUGCCACAGGGAAAGGGUUGGCUCCUUUUACACAAGCCUUUGGCUAUCACACGGCUCAGAGAGGCGAAAAGCAACCAUACCUGUGCAGCACGAGGCAUAUGCCCUGCUCCUAUCAGACUGUGAAUGCUUUACAAUUAAAGACCUAUUUUUCUAAAGGA